Nicotiana attenuata is the source of this 1015-nucleotide messenger RNA. Its product is annotated as ubiquitin-conjugating enzyme E2 2. Bases 252 to 710 code for a protein of 152 amino acids. The record is from RefSeq and is a predicted model, not a curated record. NCBI's taxonomy places the organism in Eukaryota, Viridiplantae, Streptophyta, Magnoliopsida, Solanales, Solanaceae. The transcript has 6 exons.
AUGUAUCAGGUCACGUAUCUCACCAGCUUACAUAUCACGCAAACUCCGUAUCUUCAUUUCCUAAUCCUAUAAGCAGCUGACGCACAAGAAACUCUCAAGUCUUAACUGAACUCCAUCCAAGCUCAAUUUCAAUCUCCUCGAUUCUCUUUGAAAUUCUUGCCGCUUCGUCACUCAGGGAGCUGAACUUUUGAUUGUUUAAAGUUAAAUUUGGCAAGUUGAUGAAUUGUGAGUUGUGGGAUUAGGCGGUCAGGAUGUCGACGCCGGCGAGGAAAAGAUUGAUGAGGGAUUUUAAGAGGUUACAGCAGGAUCCUCCUGCCGGCAUCAGUGGUGCUCCGUAUGACAACAAUAUUAUGCUCUGGAAUGCCGUUAUAUUCGGUCCUGAUGAUACACCUUGGGAUGGAGGUACGUUCAAGCUCACCCUUCAGUUUACAGAGGACUACCCCAACAAGCCUCCAACUGUGCGGUUUAUUUCCAGGAUGUUCCAUCCAAAUAUUUACGCCGAUGGAAGUAUAUGCUUGGACAUACUGCAAAAUCAGUGGAGUCCUAUAUAUGACGUAGCUGCUAUACUUACUUCAAUCCAGUCUUUGCUCUGUGAUCCAAACCCAAACUCGCCAGCAAAUUCAGAAGCAGCACGCAUGUUUAGUGAGAAUAAGCGCGAGUACAACAGGAAGGUGCGUGAGAUUGUUGAGCAGAGCUGGACAGCAGACUAACAUCUCUCAGGCUGAAUCUGUUAUGGGAGAUUUUCCUGGUAGGGAUGCCUGUGUCAAGCUGAAAACUUUUCAGUGCUGUUGCUACAUUAAAAAUAAAUGUAGCAGGAAAUUGUCCGUUUAUGUGUUGUAGGAAACUCUGAUUGCCUUAAUCUUCAUGUUCUGCUACUCGACCAUGAGACAUUGUACAUAUGAUCUCUUGUAUCCAAAUUAUUUGAAGCUCUCUUCUGUUGGUCCUAUGAGACCGAAUGAAAAAUGGAUAAACAUCUGAUAUUUUUGUUUAGCAAUUUAAUUCACUGUGAAUGCAA